This is a messenger RNA of Diorhabda carinulata, 784 nucleotides long. RefSeq lists its product as uncharacterized. Lineage: Eukaryota; Metazoa; Arthropoda; Insecta; Coleoptera; Chrysomelidae. The transcript has 3 exons. Bases 38 to 712 code for a protein of 224 amino acids. The record is from RefSeq and is a predicted model, not a curated record.
GUUUAUGCUUGAUCCCGUAUCUGUUGUCAUUUAAAAAAUGAGUAGUUCCGUGGAAACAGGUAUCUUGUUUUUAAUAGUAUUGUUUAAUAUUGUCAGUAGUUUACCUUUCGAUAAUAAAGCAGCAACUGAAACAGACAAUGAGUUCGGUGGACAUCAAGAUAAAAGAAAAAAUGAGGAAGCUAAUUUAGAAUCUUCGUUUGGUGGUCCUGCCUACGUCCGUUCAAGGCGGCAUAUAGAAUUCGAUAAGUUACUAGGGACAUUACAGCAAUUCAAGGAUAUGUUACAUGCACGCGACAACUUUGGGCCAAAUACUAAUUUUCCUCUAGGUAAUCCACAUGAUUUUCAUCGGGGAAAUUUGAAUCAUAAUCACGGAGUACCAGUCGGCUACCAUCCUCCUAGGGGAGAAGUUUAUGGACACGAAGAUCCUUUAUUUGGACACUUUCCAGAAAAUCAUCGUAGAUUUGGUGAUCCUAACUUCAAUUGGUGUCAUCCUCAGCCAUGGGAUCAUCCCCCUCAUUAUCCACAUAAAGAGAAUGGCGGUAAACCACCAAAUCGGAGAACUGAUGUUAUUCCGGAUACCAAUAAUGCGACUGAUCCAGAUAUAAAGAAUCAAGAUGAUGUUACGGAUAUUAUUAUUAUAGAAAAUGGUCAGGCUACAGCAAAAACGACUCAAUAUCCACCCAUUGAUAUUAGAUUUGGAACAAGAAAGUGAACUUUGUAAUAUUACUUAAUUAGGAAGAUAUUUAUUUAUGAUUAGAUUAAAAAAAUUAAAGGAUUACCCUUA